This is a messenger RNA of Drosophila montana, 2430 nucleotides long. RefSeq names its product cytochrome P450 18a1 (gene Cyp18a1). The transcript is spliced from 5 exons. The record is from RefSeq and is a predicted model, not a curated record. Bases 130 to 1743 code for a protein of 537 amino acids. Gene Ontology annotation, molecular function: oxidoreductase activity, acting on paired donors, with incorporation or reduction of molecular oxygen, reduced flavin or flavoprotein as one donor, and incorporation of one atom of oxygen; iron ion binding; heme binding. Gene Ontology annotation, biological process: xenobiotic metabolic process. Gene Ontology annotation, cellular component: intracellular membrane-bounded organelle; cytoplasm. NCBI's taxonomy places the organism in Eukaryota, Metazoa, Arthropoda, Insecta, Diptera, Drosophilidae.
ACACACACACGCACACACAGAUAGAGAGAGAGAGCUGCGAGCAUCCUGUGUUGCCUGCGGCCCGCGUCCAGUCGAAGCUGAAAAUACUGUUGACAAAUCGAAAGAAAAAGACGCCCAAAAAGCGGCAACAUGCUGGCCGACUCGUAUCUGAUAAAGUUUGUGCUGCGCCAGCUGCAGAUGGAGCAGCAGGACGCACAGCAUCUGCUGCUGGUCUUCCUCAGCUUCCUGACGCUGAUCAGCCUGCUGCAGUGGCUGCUGCGCCACUAUCGCGAGCUGCGCAAGCUGCCGCCCGGCCCCUGGGGCCUGCCGGUCAUCGGCUAUCUGCUCUUCAUGGGCAACGAGAAGCACACGCGCUUCAUGGAGCUGGCCACCAGAUACGGUUCGCUCUUCUCCACCCGCCUCGGCAGCCAGCUGACCGUCGUCAUGAGCGACUACAAGAUGAUACGCGAAUGCUUUCGCCGCGAGGAGUUCACAGGACGACCGGAUACGCCGUUCAUGCAAACGCUCAACGGAUACGGCAUCAUCAAUAGCACCGGCAAACUGUGGAAGGAUCAGCGUCGCUUUCUGCACGACAAGCUGCGCCAGUUCGGGAUGACCUACAUGGGCAAUGGCAAGCAGCAGAUGCAGAAGCGCAUUAUGACGGAGGUGCACGAGUUCAUCGGGCAUUUGCAUGCGAGCGACGGGCAGCCAAUUGACUUGUCGCCGGUCAUCUCGGUGGCGGUCAGCAAUGUGAUCUGCAGUCUGAUGAUGUCGACGCGCUUCAGCAUCGACGAUCCAAAGUUUAGGCGCUUCAAUUUCCUGAUCGAGGAGGGCAUGCGUCUCUUUGGCGAGAUCCAUACCGUUGACUAUAUACCGACGCUGCAGUGCUUCCCGAGCAUCUCGACGGCCAAGAACAAGAUAGCCGAGAAUCGUGCCGAGAUGCAGAAGUUCUACCAGGAUGUAAUUGAUGAGCACAAGCGCAGCUUUGAUCCCAGCAAUGUGCGCGAUCUGGUCGAUUAUUAUCUGUGCGAAAUCGAGAAGGCCAAGGCCGAUGGCACCGACGCGGAGCUCUUCGAUGGCAAGAAUCAUGAGGAGCAGCUGGUUCAGGUGAUCAUCGAUCUGUUCUCGGCGGGCAUGGAGACCAUUAAGACAACCCUGCUGUGGAUAAAUGUGUUCAUGCUGCGCAAUCCCAAGGAAAUGCGACGCGUCCAGGAUGAGCUCGAUCAGGUUGUUGGUCGCCAUCGAUUGCCCACUAUUGAGGAUCUGCAAUAUCUGCCCGUCACCGAGUCAACGAUACUCGAAUCUAUGCGCCGCUCCAGCAUUGUGCCAUUGGCCACCACACAUUCGCCCACAAGAGAUGUGGAACUGAAUGGCUAUACCAUACCGGCCGGCUCGCACGUCAUACCGCUGAUCAACAGCGUGCACAUGGAUCCCAAUCUGUGGGACAAGCCCGAGGAGUUUCGCCCGUCGCGCUUCAUCGAUACGGAGGGCAAGGUGCGCAAGCCGGAAUACUUUAUACCGUUCGGUGUCGGGCGGCGCAUGUGCCUGGGCGAUGUGCUGGCCCGCAUGGAGCUGUUCCUGUUCUUCGCCUCGUUCAUGCACUGCUUUGACAUUGCGCUGCCCGAGGGCCAGCCGCUGCCCAGCCUCAAGGGCAAUGUCGGCGCCACCAUAACGCCCGAGUCCUUCAAGGUCUGCCUGAAGCGCCGUCCACUGGCGCCCACCGCCAACGAGCCGCAUCAUCAGCGCAACGUCGGCGCCAAUUGAGCGCUCCGAGGGCUCGCAGCCACAGAGCACGGUUUUGUUCCUAGACACGUUCUUUUUUUUAUUAUUAUUAUUAUUAUUAUCAUUAUUAUUAUUAUUAUUAUAUUUGAAUAGCUCUUAAGUUGAAAAAAUAAUUAAUUAGGCAAUUCGCGCAUUAAGUUUGAGUUUAAGCUAGGAUCUAGGUUCAAAGUUUUCAAAGGCUAACAACAACAAGAAGAGCCUGUCAGCAACAGACAGAUAUAGCUAUAUACAUAUAUAUACAUAUACAUAUAUAUUUUAAUUCGUCAUGCAUACACAUACACACUUAUGUGUGUGUGUGUGCGUGUGGGUGUAUUUAGUUAUGUUACGAAGCAAACAAAUUCUAUUCUUUCAACCCCAAGAAGCUGUGUUCAGUUAAUUAAUAUUUAAAUUUGUAAUCGAUUAAUUAGCAAUUUAAUUAGACAACUUGUAAUAUUGUGUUUAUAAACAUGCAUAUACAUACAUACAUAUACAUAUACAUAAACAUAUAUAUAUGAAAAUUUUUUUGUCUUAGCCUUAAUUAGCUAGUUGAUGUUUUUGUUAAUUUCAUAUUUAGCCUUAAGACAACAAACAACAAAACAAACUGUGGUUUAGUUUUAUGCACACAACACACAAAACAUAGGCAAAAACAAUUUCUGAAAUUCAAAUAAUAAACGAAUUAAUAAAAGAAAA